CCUCUGCAAUCUGUCCUGCUCUUACUCUACUCUGCACCUCUCUUCCCCCCUUUCUUUUUUUCCACCUUAGCCUUUGCUAUAAAACAUUUGUAAGGAAAAACCAUAGCUUCCAUCUCUUUUUAUUUGUUCCAUUCAUUUCCCUGUUUCAUUGGGAUCACUUUUUGAUCCCAAAAAAAAAAAAAAUACAGAUUUUCUCUGAACAAUCAAGUCUUUAAAAAACUGGCCUUUUUGUUCAUGCAGUACUCCAAAACCCAUUCUCUCUUCUCUUAGCUCCAUGAUGAAGAAGUUCAGAGACUUGAGUUUUCUUGUAACUGUUUUGCUGUUUAUAGCCCACUUUGUUGUGUGGUGCAAUGGAGAUGAUGCCCAAAUUCUUGAAGCUUCAUUAAUGGAGAAAACUGAACAAGAAGCUCUCUACUUUGCUAUUCAAGGCUUUGUGGGUAAGCACUGGAAUGGUUCAGAUCUCUACCCAGAUCCUUGUGGUUGGACUCCUAUUCAGGGUGUAUCUUGUGACCUAUAUGAUGGCUUAUGGUAUGUCACAGACUUGAGCAUUGGGCCUAUUCAUGACAACUCUCUUGAAUGUGCCCAAAAUGCAGAAUUUAGCCCCCAUCUCUUUACACUCAAGCACCUCAGAGCUCUGUCAUUUUUCAACUGCUUUGUCUCGCCCCGUGAUCAUCCGAUCUCCAUUGCAGCUCAGAAUUGGGAGCUCCUAGCAGGUAGCCUGGAGUCACUCGAGUUUCGUUCAAACCCGGGGGUGAUUGGACCGGUACCUAGUGCCAUUGGGGACCUGAGAAAGCUCCAAUCUUUAGUGCUUGUUGGGAAUGGAUUGUCGGGCGAUUUGCCGGGGAAUAUUGGCAGCCUGGUGAGCUUAAGGAGGCUAGUUAUUUCUGGUAACAAGUUCACAGGCAGAAUCCCAGACAGUUUUGGUGGAUUUGGAAGCCUCUUAAUCUUUGACCUUAGCAGAAACUUUUUGUCUGGUCCAUUGCCUUCAUCACUGGGAAACUUGAGUUCACUUUUGAAGCUUGAUUUGAGCAAGAACCAAUUGGGUGGCAAAAUCCCAGAAGAGAUUGGGAAUCUGAAGAACCUAACAUUGUUAGACCUAAGCAACAACAAUUUCUCAAGUGGACUCACCAAAUCACUUCAAGAAAUGUGGUCAUUGGAGGAAUUAGUCAUGUCAAACAACCCCAUUGGUGGGACCCUCCUGGGCCUGGAGUGGGGCCACCUCAAGGCAACCUUAACAGUCUUGGAUCUGUCCAAUACAAGGUUGAAUGGUGGCAUCCCAGAAUCCAUAACAUGGCUGGAGAGGUUAAGAUUCUUGGGCCUUAAUGACAACAACCUUUCAGGCCAGGUUUCCCCCAGGCUUGCAGUUCUGCCAAAUGUAAGUGCCAUUUACCUAAAUGGCAACAAUCUGACAGGGAAACUUGCAUUCUCUCAAGGGUUUUAUGGGAAAAUGGGGAGGAGAUUAGGGCUUUGGAACAACCCAAAUCUUUGCUUCCCUUUUGCUACUCCAACUAGCCAUGUCCCUUUUGGUGUAAAAUCUUGUCAGCAACAACAUAUCAUCACUCUCACUACCCAGAUCGGUCUCGAUGCCAAUUCCCGGUUGGGUAAUGGGAAUCAGAAUCGGAAUGGGAAUCAGAAUGAGAAUGGAAAUGGGAACGGGAAAGGAGAUUCCUAUGUAGGGCCAAUGGUUUCUUUGGGAUUCUCAACCCACUUUGACCUUUGGAGAACUCUUGUGGCUCAACUAUUUAUAGCUCUUCUACUUUUGAAUUUGGAAAUAAGGAUAUUUGGGGUUUAGAAAAGACUAACCUUUUUUUAUGUAACAAGCUAGCUAACUUCAAUUCUAGAAUCUCUAUCUUAUGUUA
Molecule: messenger RNA, 1859 nt
Organism: Ipomoea nil (Japanese morning glory)
Lineage: Eukaryota; Viridiplantae; Streptophyta; Magnoliopsida; Solanales; Convolvulaceae
Product: piriformospora indica-insensitive protein 2-like
Exons: 2
Coding region: 275-1792 (505 amino acids)
Molecular function (GO): protein binding
Source: RefSeq, a predicted model, not a curated record